Messenger RNA from Strongylus vulgaris, 585 nucleotides. The record is from the annotation of a GenBank genome assembly. Lineage: Eukaryota; Metazoa; Nematoda; Chromadorea; Rhabditida; Strongylidae.
AUGAAUUCCUACUUCAUCUUUCUACCUGCCCUUCUUCUUGUUGUUCGAAGGUCAUCAGCAAGCUAUGGAAUAGAGGAGCCUACUAUAGCUGUAGAGCCCGCACAUGUCAACGCUCCUUUGUUACAUGCUCAUGUCGCUCCGGUAGCUCCAAUAGUUUCCGUCGCCCCAGUAGCUCCAGUAGUCGCAUCACUUCCUGCUGUUCCUGUGGCACCUACUUUGGACUAUGCAUACGGUUACAACCACCCUUACUCUGAAGCUCAUAAUGUAGCUAAAUCUUACGCCAAAGAAACGGGUCAUGUCUUAGAAACAGCCAUGGUUUCUGGACACGGACAUCCGCAUGGCUUGGAAAUGCAUGCUCCUCAUCUUGCAAACUUCUUUAGCCUUGUAGGACCAUGGCGACCACAAGAGCCCACUGUUGAUGUGGAUCCAGAACACAUUCACCUUCCCGUAGCACACACACGCUCACCUUGCUCCCCUCCAGCAGUUCCUGUUUCUCCAGUUGCACCUGUGGCAUCUGCUGUUGCUCUCCCAGAAGAUCCUGCGCUGGACUACUCAUUAUGUCGACACGGAUCACGUUUGAGGUAG